Messenger RNA from Chrysochloris asiatica (Cape golden mole), 1754 nucleotides. It is a transcript of the gene ENO2, whose product is annotated as enolase 2 (gamma, neuronal). The record is from RefSeq and is a predicted model, not a curated record. Gene Ontology annotation, molecular function: magnesium ion binding; phosphopyruvate hydratase activity. NCBI's taxonomy places the organism in Eukaryota, Metazoa, Chordata, Mammalia, Afrosoricida, Chrysochloridae. The transcript has 11 exons. Gene Ontology annotation, biological process: glycolytic process. The coding region runs from base 10 to 1314 and encodes 434 amino acids. Gene Ontology annotation, cellular component: phosphopyruvate hydratase complex.
CUAGGCAUCAUGUCGAUAGAGAGGAUCUGGGCCCGGGAGAUCCUGGAUUCCCGUGGGAAUCCCACGGUGGAGGUGGAUCUCCACACUGCCAAAGGUCUUUUCCGGGCAGCAGUGCCCAGUGGAGCCUCCACUGGCAUCUAUGAGGCACUGGAGCUAAGAGAUGGUGACAAACAGCGUUACUUAGGCAAAGGUGUCCUGAAGGCAGUGGACCACAUCAACACCACUAUCGCUCCAGCCCUCAUCAGCUCAGGUAUCUCUGUGGUGGAACAAGAGAAACUGGACAACUUGAUGCUGGAGUUGGAUGGGACUGAAAACAAAUCCAAGUUUGGGGCCAAUGCCAUCCUGGGUGUAUCCCUGGCUGUGUGUAAGGCGGGGGCAGCUGAGCGGGAAUUGCCCCUGUAUCGGCAUAUUGCUCAGCUGGCCGGGAACUCAGACCUCAUCCUGCCUGUGCCGGCCUUCAACGUGAUCAAUGGUGGAUCUCAUGCUGGAAACAAGUUGGCCAUGCAGGAAUUCAUGAUCCUCCCUGUGGGUGCUGAGAGCUUUCGGGAUGCCAUGCGACUUGGGGCAGAGGUCUACCACACACUCAAGGGGGUCAUCAAGGACAAGUAUGGCAAAGAUGCCACCAAUGUGGGGGAUGAAGGUGGCUUUGCCCCCAAUAUUCUAGAGAACAGUGAAGCCUUGGAGCUGGUGAAGGAAGCCAUCGACAAGGCUGGCUACACAGAAAAGAUUGUCAUUGGCAUGGAUGUCGCUGCCUCGGAGUUUUAUCGUGAUGGCAAAUAUGACUUGGACUUCAAGUCUCCCCCUGAUCCUUCUCGAUACAUCACUGGGGACCAGCUGGGGGCCCUGUACCAGGACUUUGUCAGGGACUAUCCUGUGGUCUCCAUUGAAGAUCCCUUUGACCAGGAUGAUUGGGCUGCCUGGUCCAAGUUCACAGCCAAUGUAGGGAUCCAGAUUGUCGGUGAUGACCUAACAGUAACCAACCCAAAGCGUAUUGAGCGGGCAGUGGAGGAAAAGGCCUGCAACUGCCUGCUGCUCAAGGUCAACCAGAUUGGCUCAGUCACCGAAGCCAUCCAGGCGUGCAAGCUGGCCCAGGAGAAUGGCUGGGGGGUCAUGGUGAGCCAUCGCUCAGGAGAGACAGAGGACACGUUCAUCGCUGACCUGGUUGUAGGGUUGUGCACAGGUCAGAUCAAGACUGGUGCCCCAUGCCGUUCUGAGCGUCUGGCCAAGUAUAACCAGCUCAUGAGAAUUGAAGAAGAGCUGGGGGAUGAGGCACGCUUCGCUGGACAUAAUUUCCGCAAUCCCAGUGUACUGUGAUCCCCCUCCUGGAGAUUUGGAACCUCUCUCCCAUUUUCCUUGAACCCCUUUCUUCCUGUCUUGAUCUGUGAUAUUUCACCUGCUGAGAUACCCUAAAUCCCAGGGCGCCAGCCCAGAACUUCCCUGAUGAACCUGCCCCAGCUGCUCCUUGGCUUACCCAAUCCCACGCUGUCUCUGCUUUCUCUUCUCUGGGCCCCACUUUUUGGGUUUUCCCACUCUCCGCUUCUCCUUCCUUUCUAGUCUUUCCUCAAAACUUGGAAAUAGGGAUGAGAAUUACAAAGGGGGGGGUGUCUAUGGAAGAAUGAUUAGGGUCUGUGACAGGAACAUCAGGGUUGGUGUGUUGAGGUGUUUAGAGUGGGGUCAUGUGUCACUAGUACUUUGCGCUUGUUCCAUGAGUCUCCCAUGUUGCCUAUGAACUGUGAAUUAGGGAGAGUGCUGGG